Messenger RNA from Bolinopsis microptera, 1195 nucleotides. Its product is annotated as STE20-related kinase adapter protein alpha-like. Gene Ontology annotation, biological process: protein phosphorylation; activation of protein kinase activity; protein export from nucleus. NCBI's taxonomy places the organism in Eukaryota, Metazoa, Ctenophora, Tentaculata, Lobata, Bolinopsidae. The record is from RefSeq and is a predicted model, not a curated record. Gene Ontology annotation, molecular function: protein serine/threonine kinase activator activity; ATP binding; protein kinase activity. Gene Ontology annotation, cellular component: serine/threonine protein kinase complex. Bases 44 to 979 code for a protein of 311 amino acids. The transcript has 8 exons.
UACUAACUAAUUUAUACUUGCAGGCAUUACAUGGCCUCAUAGAAUGAUCCAGAAUCAUAAUCUAAAACAAAUUUUAGGUGGAGGAAAGCUAGACACUUACAAAGAAAAAGUGAAAUAUCAUCAGAUUGUCGACUUAGAUCAAUUAAAUGAAAAAGAGUUCGACCUAUGCCUGAAAGAAGUUCUAGUCACACGCUCUCUUGGCUGUAAAAAUUUGGCUCAAUUUCAUGAGAUUGCUUUGAGAGAUAUGACUCUUUGUUCUCGCUUUGGAUCCUCUAGUUUUGCGAACGGCACAUGCAGAGAUGUGAUUGAAGGAAACUAUAAACUUAGCGAAAGUGUUUUAUAUUUCGUGUUAGAUGGAAUCCUCAAUGCAUUGCAUUAUCUUCACUCUCACCAAAUAAUCCACAGGGCAAUCCAGGGAGAUAACAUCUUGUUAGGUAACCCCGUCCUUCUGAAGGGACUUCAGUACUCUGCACACCUCAACAACCACUCUAAAUGUCACACCUUACCUCCCGGUUUGGAAAGCAGAUUACCCUGGUCUUCUCCUGAAAUGAUCAGACAGGACCGUGGUGGUUACAAUCACAAAACAGAUUUGUACAGUGUUGGAAUCACAAUUCUGGAGUUGUUAGCCGGAUAUGCCCCUUUUGAAGGGUUCCCUAAUACAAAGAUAUAUUUGAUGAAACUGUCCUCUCAAACCAUGCUUCCCUUCAGCCGCGGAUCUGGGCCUAGUUCUAUCUCAAAACGUCUAGUCAGGGUUAUAGACAAGUGUGUGCAGUACGAGCCUGAAGAUCGUUACGACGCACAUUCCCUUCUCAAAUCCUCUUUCUUUUCUAAAAUGAAGAGCAAAUCUUCGGACUUUAACCUUGAACUUUUUGACAAAUACACUCAAAAUAGGAAAUCUGACGAAAAACUUAAUAAACAUAGCAAUCACCUGUUAGAUAAAAGUGAUAUCAAUAACUUAUCUUGCGAUUGGUUAUUUUAGAUAAUUUUAGAUUUAAGUUAUGUAACGUGUUUAUUGUAAAUAUUUCCUUGUACAUGCCACACUUUGUAGCCUGGAGUUCAUUGACUUGUUUCUUUAGAAACUUAUAAAGGUGAUCAGGGUAGGAUAUUUAAUCAAUUAUUUUUUGUUUUAUAUAUUCACAGUUGAUUUGGCAGUGUUAGAUUUGUUUUUACUAAUAAUUGUCCAUUCAAAAAUCGA